AGGAUAACCUUUGUUGUACAAUGGCAACAAUAAACAAUUUAAUAAUCAAAAAGACACAAAGCACGUUGGGCAAAGUGAUAAAGAAACCGGCUCUCACUGAAAAACUACUAAGCAAGCCGCCGUUUCGAUACUUGCACGACAUCUUUACAGAGGUCAUCAGGACCACAGGUUUUAUGAAAGGCUUGUACAGAGAGAAUGAAUUGAAGUCUGAAUGCAUAAAGGACAAAGAGAUGAAGAUGGCCUUCCUUCAGAAAGCAAUAGAUGUUGUGGUACUGGUGAGCGGAGAGCCACUCUCUGUGAGGCCAGCGCAAAUCGUUGCCGGUCACGAGCCCGAGAAGACCAACGAGCUUCUGCAGGCUAUUGCCAAGUGUUGCCUUAACAAAAUGUCCAGUAAGGAGGCCGUGAAGGCAAUAACUGCAGGAGAGAAGCUGGAAGUGAAGGCAAAGGAGAGAACAUUCAAGGCACAAGACAAGGAAAAUCUCGAAGGACGUGAAUGUCACACAGACAAGCCGGAGAAAAGACUGAUAGAACACACCGAGUGCAGGUCAGAGAGGGACCAUGACCCGCCUCGAGAGCAGGAGAGGCAACGUCGAGAGCCCGAGAGGGAACACCGCCGUGACAGGGAGCGUUCCGCCAAGAACCGCCACCGGGAACAGGACAACCCUAAGGAUGGCGACCAAGAAGACAAGAGUCAUGAGCGAGACAAGGAGAAAGAUGACGCACAAAGCAUCGAGAAGGAGAAAAGUCAAGAGAAGGAAAGCCACAAGACAAGAGAGAAAGAACGGGAAAAAGCCAAAGGUGGAGAAAGAGAGAGACACAAGUCUUCACUGUCAUGGACCACUAGUCCCACAAGAAACAGCCAGUCUUCCGCUGCCAGAGGGCAAAGACGAAAAAACACUAUUGGAGAUGAAUCAGACUGUGAAGGCGACUCGUCGUUCGUUUUCACAGACCAUCAGCAGACGCAAAGUCUUCCAAACAAGGAAGGCGGAGAUACCGCCGGUUCCUCGCUUCCCCCUGAAGCGCCACCCAGCCGAAAUUCGCGGCCCAGCAGUGCUCGCCAGGGUCCUCCACGAGUCAAGAAACAGGAGAGCUUCACUGAAGUGGUUCCAGCUGAUAGGCUUUCUAGUGUCAAGUCAUCAGUUAUCCGAGAUGGCAAAAAGCUUUCAGACGAUGAGGACGAGGAAGACGAGCAGUUUCUGGUAGCGGAAGCGGCCCCCGAACCUGCAGAUACGCAGGAAAAGGAAGCUGCACAAGACCUCAACAGUGAAGAAAAACAUGGUGGACUCGUGAAAAAGAUCCUCGAAACCAAAAAAGACUACGAGGGUUCACCAUCCUCGAGUAAAUCCAAAGAGAAGUCUGAGGAAUCUCGAAAGCAGGAUCAGGAUCUGGUCACGCGGGAGAUUGAGCGUCUGCGUGCAUCCAUCCAGUCUGUAUGUCAGAGCGCGCUACCUUUGGGUAAGAUCAUGGACUACGUGCAGGAGGACAUCGACGCCAUGCAAGCGGAGCUGCAAAGCUGGCGGAAGGAGAACAAGGAACAUGCGCAGGCUUUGAUGCAAGAGCAGAAAGCGACAGACCUAGCAGUUGAACCUCUCAAGGCAGAACUGGGCGAGCUGGACCAGCAAAUGAAAGAUUACCAAGACAAAAUUUGUGCUGUGCAGUCUAAUAUACUAAUGAACGAGGAGAACAUCCAGAAAAAGUUGGCUGCCAUCAUCUCUCCCAGAUCCUGAAAAGACAAAACCUUUAAAAAAAAAAAAAAAAAAAUUUAUGGUGCCUCCCCCACCAAGUUUUGGGCACACCUCCAACUGGUCGGCAGCCAAUUGCAGAUACAGAUCGGUCAUGUGGAUUACAUGUUUGAGAAAAAUUUUAGGUCAAUUUCAGAUAACAUUUGUGAGAAAUUUAAUUGAUCUAACAUUUUGGGAAUGCAGCCUGAUGAAACUUUGGCAGAUGGUAAACAUUCUGUCAAAAAUAGUCCGAUGUUGAUGCUUUUUUAGCCAUUUAUUACACGCCAGUUAAGCUAAAUGGUAAAAGUGAAUACACAUAACAAUGAAAAUUACACAUACUGUUCUUUAAAAUACAAAAUAGACUUGGUAUUCCUUCAUUAUUAGCUUAAUGCUAAUAUACAAUAAAAUCUACCGUUAGCAUGCUAAGGAAAAUUAGCAUUGUGUUGUGGUGCAGUGAUCUCUUGUUUUUCGUGGUUAAUGGGGGACCCCCCCCUGCGA
Messenger RNA from Corythoichthys intestinalis (scribbled pipefish), 2219 nucleotides. Its product is annotated as TRAF3-interacting protein 1-like. Gene Ontology annotation, biological process: cilium assembly; intraciliary transport; regulation of microtubule cytoskeleton organization. The record is from RefSeq and is a predicted model, not a curated record. The coding region runs from base 21 to 1727 and encodes 568 amino acids. Gene Ontology annotation, cellular component: intraciliary transport particle B; centrosome; ciliary basal body. Lineage: Eukaryota; Metazoa; Chordata; Actinopteri; Syngnathiformes; Syngnathidae. Gene Ontology annotation, molecular function: microtubule binding. The transcript is spliced from 13 exons.